AUGCUCUUUCGCAUUGGGGGAUUCAAAAGUUUGACGAAUGAUGGCCGCACGGUGAACUGUCCAGAGAAUCUGUAUAAUCUCCGGGUCUUGGACGGACUUGGUCAGCAGGAAUUGAAGUUGAAACCUGAAGUUCUUGAUCAAUAUAUCUUUUGUCACGCGUUGCGGGAGCCCAACGGAAUACGAAUCGCUCUGGACCAAAAUCUGUCCGGGGCUUGGCUGCGAUACCGAAUGAAACGUGGUGGCGAAAUCACAGGCUUCGAGGAAGUCACAAAGCCCUACAGCCUCCGAUACGGAGCAGCCAAAGCGUUCAAUGAUAGCCCCGAUGUGUCUAAUGAAUUACAAAACGUCAUGCUGCAGCAUGCCAGUAUUGAUACCUCUGUUCGGCACUAUAGUGUCGGUAUUCACGUCGAUGCUCAGGCAAUUGUUCGGGGUAUGCCCGCACAGAAGCAGCUUAUGCGUUUUGCCUGCUCGAUGAGUCGAUCUAUCGAUCCGCGCAGACCAUACAAGCUAGAAGAAUCUAGCGCUGUAAAUCGGGUUCCACGCGUGGUUGCUUUGGAAGAAUUGAAGCAGGCACGAGAAUAG
Penicillium atrosanguineum is the source of this 582-nucleotide messenger RNA. RefSeq lists its product as uncharacterized. Lineage: Eukaryota; Fungi; Ascomycota; Eurotiomycetes; Eurotiales; Aspergillaceae. The transcript is spliced from 2 exons. Bases 1 to 582 code for a protein of 193 amino acids. The record is from RefSeq and is a predicted model, not a curated record.